AUCCUGAUAAUUAUUGAUCGAUUUUCUCUCUCCUCAACCCCAGAGAAAAAAAACCAAAAACGCCAAUUCGAUUCGCCAUUGUUGUACCUCCAUCUCUCAGAUCCAAUCUCUACAAAUUCAUUAAAUCAAUCAAUCAUGUCUACUGCAGUCUUCAAUGGCGAUGAAACUGCUCCCUUCUUCGGCUUCCUCGGCGCCGCUGCCGCUCUCGUCUUCUCCUGUAUGGGAGCUGCGUAUGGAACCGCGAAGAGUGGUGUAGGAGUGGCGUCGAUGGGAGUGAUGAGGCCAGAAUUGGUGAUGAAAUCGAUUGUACCCGUUGUUAUGGCUGGAGUUUUGGGUAUUUAUGGAUUGAUUAUUGCCGUCAUCAUUAGUACUGGUAUUAACCCUAAGGCUAAGUCGUACUACCUCUUUGAUGGUUAUGCUCAUCUUUCUUCUGGUCUUGCUUGUGGUCUUGCUGGUCUCUCCGCUGGUAUGGCCAUUGGUAUUGUCGGCGAUGCCGGUGUCAGAGCUAACGCCCAGCAGCCCAAGCUUUUCGUUGGAAUGAUCCUGAUCCUGAUUUUCGCUGAAGCUUUGGCUUUGUACGGUCUGAUUGUUGGUAUCAUCCUCUCUUCUCGUGCUGGUCAGUCAAGAGCCGACUAAAAGAGGUUGACCUAUCGAUCUAUGUUGUUUCCAUUGCCACCGCUGGAGAUGUAAUUUUUUCUUACUCGGACAUUGAGAAGGGUUACUUGGCAUUCAAAGUGGCUCUGAUUAUAGUCUUAUUGUUUUGAGUUGUGAUUGGUGGUUCUACAUGGAGAUUGUUAAAACCCAAAAUGUAGAGAGUUUAAUAGUUAGUGGGUCUCUUCCAAAUAAAGUUAUGAUGUAUCAUUAUUUUCCAUCUUUGCGCUCCUGGAUAUGGAGAUUCAGUUUGGACAUCCUGUAACAUUACGUUUAGAUGCCAAAUAUUCUUUUGAGCUUUUUCA
Spinacia oleracea (spinach) is the source of this 956-nucleotide messenger RNA. Its product is annotated as V-type proton ATPase 16 kDa proteolipid subunit. The transcript is spliced from 3 exons. Bases 136 to 636 code for a protein of 166 amino acids. NCBI's taxonomy places the organism in Eukaryota, Viridiplantae, Streptophyta, Magnoliopsida, Caryophyllales, Amaranthaceae. Gene Ontology annotation, biological process: proton transmembrane transport. The record is from RefSeq and is a predicted model, not a curated record. Gene Ontology annotation, cellular component: proton-transporting V-type ATPase, V0 domain. Gene Ontology annotation, molecular function: proton-transporting ATPase activity, rotational mechanism.